Rhagoletis pomonella (apple maggot) is the source of this 3666-nucleotide messenger RNA. Its product is annotated as peptidyl-alpha-hydroxyglycine alpha-amidating lyase 1-like. The transcript is spliced from 8 exons. Lineage: Eukaryota; Metazoa; Arthropoda; Insecta; Diptera; Tephritidae. The record is from RefSeq and is a predicted model, not a curated record. Gene Ontology annotation, biological process: peptide metabolic process. Gene Ontology annotation, molecular function: catalytic activity; protein binding. Gene Ontology annotation, cellular component: extracellular region; membrane. The coding region runs from base 377 to 2068 and encodes 563 amino acids.
UCAAAAACAAAAAGUUUUUCAGUAGUGUUCUCAAUGUAUCGAAAGAAAAGUAUCGGUACUUACUUGGUAUCGGAUUGAAAAGCAUCGAGUAAAAAAAUACUUCGCAUCGCAACAAAAGUAUCGAGUAUUUACCUGUACUCGCUGGUAUCGUUUGCUCCCUAGUGUCAUAAUUAGAUCGCUUGGAUUUGUUUAUGGAAAUAUGGGUUUUUCCCAAACGCAUUUAUUGAAUUAUUUAUAAAUUAAUAAUGUAAAAUAACGAAAAUAUUAACCACUGUAAAUCUCGCUAUAAUACAAGCACAGCAAACAAAGUUUAAUAAUCUAAAACACUUAAUUUAUUGACCACUAAGCGCUCCGAGAACAAAGAAAAGUGGCUGAAAUGAAUACUUCACAUUUUGUGCUGUCUGCCUGCUGUGCGUCUUUGGUAUUUUUGGCAUUUUGCAUAGCCGAAUCUGCGAGCGAUGAGCGCUAUUUGCCUCUGCCUGCUGACGAUACGGUCUUGAGCACAAAUAAGCGCUUUCAACAGAUCAUGCAAGGUGGCGGCUCAGCAGAUAUAACGUGGCCGCAGCCACCCAAAUUGAAAACCGACAAGAUCGAUGUAAAGGCUGAAAUAGAAAAAUUGAAUACAACUUAUGUAUAUCAAAGUUCAUGGCCAAGUGCAGAUCUUAAAUUAGGAUCUGUCACCGCAGUUAGUUUUGACAAAGACGGAAAUGUAGUUAUAUUUCAUCGUGUAGAUCGUAUUUGGGAUGAAUAUACGUUCAUCGGAAAUGUUUUUAAACAACGAAAGAAGGGGCCCAUUCGAGACAACACUGUGCUGGCAUUGGAACGUAAAACCGGGGAAGUGGUCUAUGGUUGGGGGAAAAACUUAUUCUACAUGCCUCAUGGAUUGACAAUCGAUCAUGAGGAUAAUGUAUGGCUUACUGAUGUGGCGCUGCAUCAAGUCUUCAAGUUUGGACCACGCGGUACUUCCGAUCGGCCACUAUUGACUUUGGGUACCGCGUUUACGCCCGGCGUUGGUGAUUCGAAAUUUUGCAAGCCUACUUCCGUUGCAGUAUUGGAAAAUGGUGACUUUUUUGUUGGCGAUGGUUAUUGCAAUGCUCGAAUUUUAAAAUAUGAUAAAAAUGGAAAGAAAAUUCUAUCCUGGGGUCAAAACUCAUUCGCUGGCGUUUCCUUUGAAGUAGCACCAAAAAAUUACUUCGCCAUUCCACAUGCACUUACACUUGUGCCUGAGCAGCAAUUGAUUUGCGCAGCUGAUCGUGAAAAUGGGCGUGUGCAGUGUUUCUUUUGGACUAACGGUACAUUCCAUUCGCAAUAUCAUAAUCAAAUUAUUGGCGAUCGUUUAUUCAGCAUGGAUUAUACACCUGCAGAAGGCGGCGAACUUGUAAUUGUUAAUGGACCCACCGCUGAAUUGGGGGUCAAAGUACAGCAUUAUAAUGAAGUUCGUGGCUACGUAAUGAACAUGCGCACUAAGCAAGUGGUAUCGAAAUUCGGUCCCAAUGACAUGCAAUUUUCAAAUCCACACGAUGUUGUCGUAACCAAAGAUGGCAAUGAAAUCUAUGUCGCUGAGUUAGAUCCAAAGCGUAUACAUAAAUUUCUGCAUAAAACUAUUGCCAAAUCGAUGCCGCUGUCAGCAGCUAAAACACUUUCCAGCAGCGGCAGUAACACUUUGAGCCACACCGGUCCGGAGUAUCAGGUGGAUGAAGCUGUUGUAAAAAGAACACAUAAUGCUACUACCACUAUGCAUGAUGCUACGAUGUCCUCGUCGUCAACGAAAUCGCAUCAUCCCGGUGGCACAGCUAUACUUGUAGCAUCUUUAAUGAUACUCUUUGCCACCUUAACGUUCGCAUUGGCAUUUAUUAUUGCACGUCGACGAAAACGAGGUUGUCUGCCGUUCGGUGUGAAGAAUCGUCGUCAUGCUUGGGACUUUCCUUCCAAGCCAGAGGGAUUUAAAUUAGGCGGCCUACUGUUGGAUCGCGGUAAGCGUGGAGGUUUUGAGAAGCUCGAUCAAAAUGCUAGUGAUGAGGAUAAUGAAGCAACUACAAAUAUGCUGGCGAGUGUUCCAUUUGCCUAAGUAGAGUAAGAAAUGAGCUUAAUCCCAAAGUAAGCUUUAAAAUAAUUAGAAAUAAACAACACUGACGGCUCAUGAGACCGUACAUGGGCCUCUAAUUAUUUAAGUAUCUUUUGAGUCAAUAAUAUUUGGCUUAAAGUCGUUUAAAUAAUGUAAUUACCGAAAAUUUCUUCCAAAGUCCACAAAUAAUGUUGAAGCUAAAUUCGAUUAAAAAAAAAAACUUCUAGUGGGUUGUGUGACGUCUCCAAGGAGCCAAAUAGAGUGAAACAGCAGAGAAAAAAAAGGAAACCCCAAAAGAUAGGGUAAGAUAAUAGAGGCUCACGAGCAUUGUGAAAAAUUAGUAAUUAGUAUAUAAUGCUCAUGGACUUGCAUUUUUUAGAAAAUUUCGCACUUUAAAUUAGCAUUCAAUAGGAAACAUUUAUGUGGUGUAAACAUUUAGCUCUCGGUAUGGGUAACAUUUGCGAGAAUCUAGCAGAAAAUCUGUAAUUGCUUAUUGUGUGUACAAAUGAAAAUUUCUUGACUAACUUAGGGAGGUUUCAGGAUAGUUGACCAUUCUGGAACAAGCUCUAUGUAUACCAGCUCGAGAUUAGGUCAUGACUAUUUCAGGAACAUUUAGGCCCUAGUACGGUAUGAUUUUGGGACUAGUUCAGGAUUCUGGGACAAUUUUUUAACUAGUUCGAAAUCAUUAACCGACUUCCAAAAAAGGAGGAGGUUAUCAGUUCGUCGGAACUUUUUUUUUAUACAUGUUACCGUUAUGUCAGGUGGUCUGGCUUAGAUCCCAUCAUUGGAUCAUGAAAUAUAUAUAUAUAUAUAAAUAUUUUUUUUUAAGUCGAUUUUUUUUGCUAAAAAUUACUUGUUUUAUAACUAAUAAGGGACCAUUUCGGGACCGUUUCAAGACUUAAUCGUGAUCAUUUCGGAAAAUGUACACGACUAUUUCGACCGUUUCGGGAAUUAGUUCUGGACCAUUUCGGGUUUAGUUCACAACUAAUUCUGGACCAUUUCGGGGCUAGUUCACGACAAUUCUGGACUAGAUCAGAACUAUUUCGGUACUAUUUUAAGAACAUUUCGGGAAAGUACUACGACUAGUCAAUAAGUGAGUGUGAAUAAUUCCUUCCGCAAACAAACAGUUGUAGAAGGAUGAGCGACCGAAAACUAUUCACAGUCGAUUAUGAACGAGAAAUCGACAUUCACAAUACCAUGGAAAAGCGAUUAUCGAAUAAUAGUCGUUAGUCUACUACUAAUCGACACUCGCAAUAGGGGUGUCAGUUUUUUGUUCCCAACCCGCUUAUUCCGACGAUUUCAGAAAAAUACCAUGUGUCCCGUUAUCUAGUUAUUACUAUGUAAAAAUCAUAUAGCAAUCGAAUUUAUUACUUUCGUCACACUGAAAGUCUUUAUAAAAUAUAAAAAGGUUGUUUUUUCAAACAACGUUUUUAAAGAAGAUUUUCGCAAGUUGCAGGUUUCAUCGGGAGUGUUAGGAAUGGAUUUUUGAACACCUUCCCGAUACCGGCCGUCCCGGUAAAGUUACAAAGUCGCGUUUUUUUAUUGAGCUGAACUCAUUCUCGAUAUAAAUUUCUACAUAGCACCACGCUGUAACUGCCAAA